UUUAUAAUAAAAUUACAAUUCAAAAAUAAAUGUCUAGAGGUAUGUGUUUAUGUAAAUUUUUAAAGUUAAGAAAUCAGAGCCCUUAUUAAUGGAUGUCGAUAUAGUGGAAAAGGAAUCUCACUAAAGAAUGAAAGAAGGUAUAUAUUUUUCUUGAUUAAUCUAGAAAUAAAAAUAAAAGGAAUUUCUAAUGAACCACAUCCAAAGGAUAGAGAAUCUGGAACAGGAAGAGGGUAUGAUAUUAAAUAAAUAUUAUGAUAGAAAAGAAAUGAGAAAGAAUGGAGUUGGGAAGAAUAAUUGGGGAACAUACAAAGAUGAUUUGAAAGACUAUGGAAUUGAUGAAGACGAAUCAGAAGAUGCUUAUAAUGAUGAAAUUAAACAAAACACUACUAACUUUAGAGCAGCUGUACCUGAAAGGGAAAUUAUAAUUGAUGAUCAUAAUUUCCCGAAACUUAGUUGAUUUUUAAUAAUUAAUUAAUAAUCAAUCAUCUAAAGA
Molecule: messenger RNA, 493 nt
Organism: Paramecium sonneborni
Lineage: Eukaryota; Ciliophora; Oligohymenophorea; Peniculida; Parameciidae
Source: the annotation of a GenBank genome assembly